AUGGAAGUUAACACCAUUGCUGCUGCAUCUGCAGGGCCAAUAGGCCUUGCUGCAGAAAACCAGACUCACAAACAUCAUCAUUCACAUUCUCAACCCUACAGCCACCAUCACUACCAUGGCAUUUUUCCUUCAAAAUCUGUUCUCAUUAUCAUCAUAUCAACCAUUUCAGUAAUGGUCCUCCUUGCUAUAAUCUUUAUCAUAUUAAUGCUUCGCCGUGUCGUCAAGUCCACCAAAAACAAUGGCAAUAUUUACAAAGAGAGCAGCAUCAUGAACAACACAAGUAGCAGGUUCAUUGCUCAAACCACAGUGGCCUUUAAUUCUAGCCCAGAUGUGAAGGGUGGGUGCCUCCAAGGAGGGAACUCUGGAAGGUCAAUUAGGACACCUAUAGUCACAGCAGCAAGCAAAUACAAAGGAGUUCAAGUGUUCUCAUACAAAGAACUUGAGGAAGCCACUGAUGGAUUUAGUGAAGCGAAUGUGAUAGGGCAUGGUGGGUUUGGAGUUGUGUAUAGGGGGGUCCUCAGAGAUGGGACUGAGGCAGCAAUUAAGAUGCUGCACAGGGAAGGAAGGCAAGGAGAGCGUUCCUUCAGGGUUGAGGUGGAUCUGCUAAGCCGAUUGCACUCUCCAUACUUGGUGGAGCUGCUUGGUUAUUGUGCUGACCAGCACCAUAGGCUCCUCAUAUUUGAAUGCAUGCCUAAUGGUACUCUGCAACACCAUCUACAUUCCACAAACAAACAUCAGCCGUUGGAUUGGGGGACCCGAUUGAGGAUAGCUCUUGAUUGUGCUAAGGCCCUUGAGUUCCUCCAUGAGCAUGCCAUCCCUUCUGUUAUACACCGGGACUUCAAGUGCACCAAUGUUCUGUUAGAUCAAAAUUUUCAUGCCAAGGUAUCUGAUUUUGGAUUGGCCAAGAUGGGUUCUGAAAAAAUCAACGGUCAGAUUUCGACGCGUGUGCUGGGGACCACAGGAUAUCUGGCACCAGAGUAUGCCUCAACAGGAAAGCUUACUACAAAAUCAGACGUAUACAGCUACGGGGUGGUUCUUUUAGAGCUCUUAACAGGGCGUGUGCCGGUAGACACCAAACGGCCUCCCGGAGAGCAUGUCCUUGUCGCAUGGGUUCUUCCAAGGUUAACUAACAGAGAAAAGGUAUUGGAAAUGGUUGACCCAGCUCUACAGGGGCAAUUCUCAAAGAGGGAUCUAAUUCAGAUGGCAGCUAUUGCAGCAAUGUGCGUGCAGCCAGAAGCUGAAUAUCGGCCUCUAAUGACCGAUGUUGUGCCUUCUCUAAUUCCUCUGGUUAAAAACUCCUGCUCUUCUGGUUCCUCUAGAUUUCAGAAUCAUAUGACAAGUCCAAGGUAUUAG
Messenger RNA from Prunus armeniaca (apricot), 1353 nucleotides. The record is from the annotation of a GenBank genome assembly. Lineage: Eukaryota; Viridiplantae; Streptophyta; Magnoliopsida; Rosales; Rosaceae.